Molecule: messenger RNA, 3384 nt
Organism: Phytomonas sp. EM1
Lineage: Eukaryota; Euglenozoa; Kinetoplastea; Trypanosomatida; Trypanosomatidae
Source: the annotation of a GenBank genome assembly
AUGCACAAUGAAUUUACAGCACUUCUAGAUGAUGAUGAAGAGUGGUUCAAUAUACCUCCAAUUCUUCGGAAGCUGUUUCGCCUAAUGAGUGAGGAGGAGGGAAUCUCACGAAAACUCAUUGAAACUCUCCGAGUGGAGCAGGACGAGACGAACACACACGUAAGAAAGUUGUUUCAAAAGCAGACAAAUAUGGAAAUUGAUGUGGCUAAAAAUGCAUUGAUGACAAAUAUUAAGUCGAAAAGCGAUGAGGAGUAUAAACUGAUAGAAAGUCUGAAAAGCUUAAAAAAGAAGGUGUCGAAGAAUCAAGAGGAUUUAAAGCAUACCCAGGAGAAGAUCAAACUUUUACCAGAUGAAGAUUUAAUAAUCUCACGAAUAGAUGCUCGCGUUGCUGAAGCGAUUGAAUCAGUUGAUAAUAAAAUUUGUGAUGUCAUGACUCAAUUCGAUGCGCAAAGGAUUCUGGUUAAUGAUGUUAUCUCGAAGUCUAAUGAGUCGAUUGAAUCUUUCAAUUUCCUGAAGAAGGAACAUGCAGAAACCAAUAGAUUGACGCUUGAGCAUACUUCCAGGUUGCUAGAUCUCGAGACGAAGGUGGAUCGUCUCUUUAAACUGAUUGAGGAAUGCGAAGAGUGUAGUCGAAAUUUUUCACGACUUUCAAAAGAGUUUUCGGAUUACGAGGCCGUUUGCGAAAAGCGCUUUAAAAGCAUGUUCAACUCUUUCGAAAAAAUCGAUGCCAUAUGUGAAAAACAACGCACUUUAACAGAUGAUUUAAUGCAGCGUUGUGCUGCAGAUACUGGCGAAAAAGUUUCUUCGCUUCGUGGGGAAAUUCACAGAAUAACGAUGGAAGCCCACGACUUCGUGACUAGCGCUACCACGUUAAUGAGAAAGGAUAUUGUGACAUUACAGGAUAGUGUUCAGUCCUUGAAAAAAAAAUCGAAUGAUAAUUGCGAUUUCAUCGAAAAGACUCAAACAGCUAUGAGUGCAAACACUAAGCAGGUUGCACGACUAGAGUCUGUUCUAAGUAAGUUGGAGGGACAAUUCAUUAAAUUCUCGGAUGUUUUGGAUAGGAAUAAAAGGUCAGAGGCGAACCAAUUACAGGCGUUUGCAGAGGAAAGAAACCAGAUGCUGAAUGAAAUCACGCAACUCAAGAAUCAAACUGAACAUAUUGACACUCGUGUUGGCGAUGUACGGGCUUUUUGCAAAAAAGUGACCGAUACGCUUCAACAUAAUAUUGAGCAACUCCGAAGCUCGAUCCACGAGAUCUCCGAGGGGCAACUCCGGACAGAUGCGCAAAGCGAACGUUUGCACAGACUUGUUGGUAGUAUUUCUGACGCAAUGGAUAAGCUAGAAACAGCAAUGGUUCAGCGGUGCACAUUAUUACAAAAACAGGAAGAGCAGCGGAAAUUAUUUACUGAAAGUGAAGAAAAAGAGAGAAUGUUAGCGUUAUGUGAGCACUUACGCGCGACCCUUACGGACACAACCAAGGAGAUACACCAUGAAGUUGAUGAACGUCAUGCAUGUGUGGAGAAUUUAGACAGGCAACUAAAGGCUGCUAAUUUGAAAAUACGAAAUCUUGAGGAAAUUAUUAGCACAGCAACUCAAAAGAUAGAAUACCUUCAGCAAAACCAUUCCACCUGGAAGUCUUGGCAGGAGGAAGCUUUAAAGGAGGUUUCGCCUGUGUUAAUGGAGGUGGAAGCAAUAAAGCGUCGAAUUGCCUUUAUUGAGACGAAAAUAUCUGACCUGAACUGCGAUAUCAGCAAUGAUAAAAUAGGCAUGUCAGUACGAUUGCUUAGGGAAUCAGUUGAGGAAGGCAACCACCGUGUGCAAGACCUCUCGCGUCGUUUACUUUCAUUAGAGAAGCGGUUCUCAACUUUCACUAGCGAUGUUCAUGACAUGGAUGAUCGACUUCAAGGCUCCGAAAACCUGACAUCCAAACUUGGUCAUGACUUGACUCGUGCACUGGAGAACAUAGUGGAGGAAGGGAACACCAUAACGCGUAUACAAACUUUCACUGAUACGCGUUUUGAGGAGCUGAGCGCCAAGAUAGCGAUCUUGGACCAGAAAAUGAACCAGUCAGUCUCUGCAAUCCACCCUUCAUUUGCUCCACCUUCAACAAAUGUCGAGGAAUUUCUUCACGAAUGGCGGCAACGUAUAGGGGAAGAGCUGUUCGCCAAACAGCAAGGACUCAUAAUGCGUGUUGACGAAUUGGAUAGGUUAGUACAGAAGUGGAGCGGUGCCGCGCCAAGUAGAGAUCUACAGGCAUGUGAGAAUGGAAUGCUUACGCAAGUUGAUUCUGGCUGUGCCAACAACAAUGUUGUCAACAAGGAAGGCACGAUGAAAAAUAACGACGCAUUUACGCCUGCUCUCGAAUGCAUCACGCGAGAGAUUCAAAGCUUAUGGCAAGCUCUUCAUACUAUUCAUUCGCCCGACUUGGGGAUUUCCGAAGGAGAUGCCGCACACCAACACAGAGGUGAUAGUCCGCAGUGCUUGCAAACCGACGUGUUGCCGCAUCCUGUGCAUGAUAUUGCUGAAAUUGAAAAGGUAGUGGAGACUUGCGUAAAAUUCAACUUGCUUAACCUUACCACUAAACUUGGUACCGAUCUUAGUGAAAGUGUUGAUGAGCAGUGCGACCUCCUCAGCAGAAAGUAUGCAGAACAAGCAGAGAAUUUAGAAAGUGCAUUGGAAACGAUACAGAGCUCCCUAGAGCAGUUACAGGACCGUUUUGAUGCAAAAAGUUCCGACCUAGAGGCCAACCUGAAUGAACACCAGGGACGCCUAGACACCAUGGAGUCCGUUCUGAGAAAUCUUUUAGAUAAAUACAAACAACUAAUCGAAGAUGUCCGUUGUCUUCAAGAGAUUCUGCGGAAUUUCCCAUGUGGACCGGAAGGGGGGAGGGGAAAAUCGCCGGAAGAAACUCGAAUUCAAUUGGAUGACCUUACCAAGGAUGAUUUUACACAUUUAGAAAUGAGGAUACGACAGCUAGAGGAGGAUGUUCAGCGUUUGCCAUUAGCGGGGUUGCUUGUUUCGCAAACACCAUCUGCCUCUGUUAUGGUAGGAGAGGCUGAUCCACGAAAGGAGGAUGUACUACCGGAGCUGCUACGUCGCGAAACAAAUUUAUUAGAAGAGCGCAUGAAUGCCGCGUUUUGCACAAAGGUUCUCCUGGAGGAGCGAUUCGCAACCCUUCAGAAGUCUAUUGAGAACUUGCUGGAAUACAAAGAGGAUAAGGAUGCAGCGGAUGAUAAAAUAGACGAGCUUCACGAGCUAAUUACGGAAGAGAUGAGUAUUCAAUUUCGUAAGCUUCAAAAUGAUUUUAUGAACAUGAUGGCGGAGAAGGUGAGUUUGAAUGAACUCCAGGAAAUCUUAGAUAGGGAUGCUUGUGAAGUUGCAUAG